Molecule: messenger RNA, 5126 nt
Organism: Girardinichthys multiradiatus
Lineage: Eukaryota; Metazoa; Chordata; Actinopteri; Cyprinodontiformes; Goodeidae
Gene: klf5a
Product: Kruppel-like factor 5a
Exons: 4
Coding region: 892-2358 (488 amino acids)
Biological process (GO): regulation of transcription by RNA polymerase II
Molecular function (GO): DNA-binding transcription factor activity, RNA polymerase II-specific; RNA polymerase II cis-regulatory region sequence-specific DNA binding
Source: RefSeq, a predicted model, not a curated record
GUUUAUUUCAGCAUUUAUUUUGGUUCGUUGGAUUAUUAGAACUAUUACUAUAUAUUGAAAUAUUAAAUAGGUAAAUACAUAUAGAGUGAAUAAACAACAUUUCUUUUAACACGUGGAAUGCAGUAGUUGCAGUUCAUGUCCUAGGUACACCUGUUUGUGCGCUUUUUUGCUACACUUUUUCCUUCCACUCAACUAUCCAUUAAUAUGCUAAGAUACAUCACUCUAUAAACAAACAGCAUCUUCAGCAAAGAUCUUUUGUGGCCGACCCUCCUUGUGAAGAGUUUCAGUUGACUGCCUGGUGCCUAGUCUUCGCAAUGAUUGUGUAACGUUUCUAAAUAAAAUAAAAAUACAUGUUCUAUUUGGUCUAAUCAUCCCAAUUAACUUAAAAAAUGUAAUGCAUGGAUUCAAUAUAUUUGUAAGAAGUAUGAAUUGUACUUCUUUAAUUCAACCAGUUCAGAAUUAAACAUGUUAAUCAGUUGAUUUCGAAGCUGUAAACAUGAAAUGAGAUAGGAAAAUACUGUCUGUCUGUUGUAAAAAGAAUUGGAUGUUCUCCACCUUCACGCUGUCCGGCCGGUCCUGCGCGUGAUUGCACUGAGAUGGAGCGAAGGGCGGUGGCCGGUGAAUGAAUAAUCAAAGGUUUUAGAAGGCUUCAGUGGGCGGUGCAGCCUCCGUAUUUACACUGGGCCGCUCCGCCCUACACAGAGAGAUAGAAAACUGUCUGCGGGACGAAGGGAUGGUACAAGUGGAAGGAGAUGUUGCCGACAGGCACACAUUAAUUACUCCUCAACAGGCUCUGCACCUCGUCCGGCUGCGGUCUUUUCCCAUUGCGCUGUAGCAGCAUCCUCUGCAGAACAGGACGAGCGAUCAUCCGGGCGGCUGCAUCGGAGCUUCAUGGCCGCAGCACUGACGAUGAGCGGCGCGCAGGAGGACCCGUUCUACCCGCUGCAGAAAGCGGUUCUGCCCGCCGCCUUCUCUCUGGAGGACUCGGCGCUGUUCGGCUUGGACUGCAAGACCUCAGAAACGGACAAGGCAGGACAGAAUGACUACACACAGGUAAAGUGUGAGAUGGAUAGGUAUCUCUCACCUCCUGCCUUUUCACCUCAUGCAGACAGCCAGCAGAAGUCACACAGAGACACCAUGUCUGUGGUGGACCAGUUCUUUAGUGCAGAUCACUCUGGGGCUCCCUACACCCUCAACAUGAACCUUUACCUCCCCGACGUGGCCUACCUGAGGAUGGGCUCAUGCGAGCAGGUGCGGCCCCCUCAGCCACAGAACCACACAGGUCUUGCCCAAAUUAAAACUGAAACUGCCUCCUCCUGUUUCGCCCCGAACCUACAGUCUCACUGCUCAGGCAGUACCCCCACUAGCAGCUGCAGCACAUCCGGGCACAACCCUGGCAAUGUUGCCUUGGAAGCCUCAGCCAUAAACAUGACUCUAACAGGGUUACCAGACUUCACUAGUGUUUUUACCCAGUCAGGAGGAGAGGUGUUCAUCAAACAGGAAAUGCCGACGCAAUUCGAGCAGAGCGGCAUCCACCACGACAACAGCGGCUCACUCUUUCAGCUCCUGAACACUGCUUUGGAUCAUCACCAUACUGAUGGCAUGGAGGCUCAGCAGCAGCAGAUGCAGCACAAUUCCACUAUUCAUGCACCUUUCCAUGAUUUGCCAGUAGCUGCAGCUUCUUCCCAGCAAGAGCAGAGUUCCAAGGCGGGUUACCGCGGCCUGGCCGGUGGGGUGUAUGGGCAUCCUCAUGCUCAGGUGCACUCCCAUUUUUUGCAGCAGCAGUUGCCCUACCUGCCCCCCUCCCCACCCAGCUCUGAGCCGGGCAGCCCUGACAGGCAGAAGGAGCUUCUCCACACCCUGUCCCCUCCUCCUUCGUACGCAGCCACCAUCGCCUCCAAGCUGGCAGGGACCACGCCCAGGCUCGAACCCGGCCCGGGACCUGCCAGUUUCACCCUGGCCAUCAGCGGAACCCUUACGCCAGUCCAAGGCCCAUCUCCGGUCCUCCCUCAAGUCCCCACUGCCCAGACCAUGACACAGAACUCAGCCCCUGUCCGCUACAACCGAAGGAACAACCCGGACUUGGAGAAACGCCGGAUCCACCACUGUGAUUACCCAGGCUGCAAGAAGGUCUACACCAAGUCAUCCCAUCUGAAAGCCCACCUCAGGACUCACACGGGUGAGAAGCCGUACAGGUGCACAUGGGACAGCUGCGACUGGCGCUUCGCUCGUUCCGAUGAGCUCACGCGCCACUACCGGAAACACACGGGCGCCAAGCCUUUCCAGUGCGCCGUCUGCUCCCGCUCCUUCUCCCGAUCUGACCACCUGGCGCUGCACAUGAAGAGACACCAGAACUAGUGACGUUUUGCACACAUGCCAGAGUCGUACUGUGCAAGCUCUUAUCUUGAAACUCACAAAAAGCCCUCACCUUGUCUCCAACAGCAACAGUGUUAAACCGGCUGCGAGAUGCCAAGCAGCUUUACUGGCAUCACAGCUCCUCCUGGUACUGCCAUCACUUGAUACAAUAGUACAAUAGCUUAGGAAGAAGGUGGUGGCCAAAACUUUGGUUCCCCACCAUUACAAGGUAUGAAAGAACAAACAAGAAAAUGUAAUACAUAAAGAAAAUAGUAGUAAUUUGUGUUUCCAGUCCAUUUGGACUUUGUGUGACUGGAAUAAUAGCGUUAAAACAUCGUCUGUGUUGUAAUGUAGAACUUCUUGACUGGAAAACACAUUUGUUUACUCAUUGGUAUAAUUGUUUAAAUAGCUGGAAAAUCCAGGUUUAAUUUUUUACCAAAUCCUUCGGUUUGCACUAGAACUUGUCAUGUAUCACAUUCACCACCAAAACGAUCAUUAUCACAAGUGGACAUGCCCCGCCAGUCAUCGCUGUCCGGAUAUUAAAAAUUGAAAGCAUUUAUUCUCCCGAGACAAAGAAGAUAAAGCGGAGAAAAAACAUGGGAGUAAGGAAGAGAUGGUAAGACUGAAUUGUUUUUCAUUUUAUAGAGGAGAUCUGCAGAUGGCUGAGUUACAUGGGGACAUGGAUGGAUUGUAAAGAGCAGCCAUUACGUGAUCAAUUAUUUAGGAUGUGUUUUCGAUGGACGUCCAGCUGGAGAAAUGUAAGCAGACCUGACUCUGUUAAAACAGAAGCGGCUGUAUUUAUGCACAAGCUCGAAUUAAGCAUCUCCAGAAUUAGAUUUCUGUGCAGAUUGUGCCAUCCCACUUUAUAUUAUUUAACGUUUGUACAUCUGAACCAAAGUUUAUUCUUCAUCAUCAACACCUUAUGAAGUGCCUCCUGGUCUGGUUAAUAUGUUCCUGUUCUGCCAGAGCUGUGAUUAGUGUAGGCGGUUCUUUUAAACACACAUGGUGCUGUUUUUAGUUCCUGUUCUAUUAAAAUCUCUGAACUCAGAAUGGGGAGAGGGAAACAAAAAACUUUAAUAUGCUAAAGCUGACCAUCUCCAUUGUAAUAUAACAGCUCAGCUCUGAGCGCUUCACAGACAUCCUGAUAUUUUGUGGAGCUUUUGUACUAAAGUGACCGUCUGUCUCUUUCUCCAAGGAGAUUUUAGCCUUUUUUUUUACUCUGUAAGCAGAUAAUUAGCAACUAGGCUCUAUCAGGCCUUCGAGCUUGGACACAUGCUCGGUUAGAGGACAGGUUUAUGACAUUUUUGACUUGUUAUUUUUAUUAUGAGAAUUAAUAACAGAUCUUGGAUAUCUGACACACAGUUCCCUUUAGAUAAAUAUGUCAGCAUCUCUCCGCUAUAACUGCUAAAACAGCAAUUUUCAAUCUGCUGUUUCUGUAAAGCUUUGACCUGCAGAUACUCAAUUUGCCUGAUUCCAAUUUCUCUUUUAGUCUUCUUGCUAUGACUGGAUAUUAAUAUCUCAUAAUGCAUUGUCAUACAUACAGUAAUUGAGUGCAGUUAUAGUAAAACAGGGUUUUACUAAUGUUUUAAAAUCCAAACCAAUUUAUUCCAGAGCAAAUAGCACAGUUAGCAUAUCUAGCAUCACAAAACCGCAUCCUCCCUAGAGACUAUAGAUCCUAACCUUUACUCAGAGAUUUCAAAAAGUCUGCUAAACUUUCCAAAUCCAACAUGUAGCAUAACAGAUGGAGGUUGAAACCUGAUGAUUCAGCCUCCCUGGUAUGUUCUGAAAGUCUUGCUCUCUCUCGAUCUCUAGCAGCCUGCAAUAGCUUCUCAUAUCUUUUUCUUCUUACUUAACUAUUAAUAGCCUCACUCGUGCUAAAAAUGGCUACCUUUUAAGUCUCCUUCAUGCAGUUACUAAAGGUAUUUUUGUCAGCGCAGAUUGGUAUUACUUAUAUCGCUGAUCUGAAAAAUAUGGGAUUUUUGAGUUUCUGACCAGCCGGUCAUCAGUCAGGGACGAUUAAGCUGAAAACUGGCCUAUAUUAGACAAUAGCCGAUUUCUCCGUGCAUCUCUGCUGUUGUUCUAUUUUCACAAUAUCUAAACAAGUUUGAGCUGAACUUGUCAAUCACGCCAGAAUCCAUUAAGACCUAAUGCACCUUUUUAUCUAUAAAAUAAAACAGAAACCUUUAAUAAAAUUAGUUUUGAUCAUUUUUUGUUUUGUAGAUGGCACAGUAGAAAUAUGCUUUAUCACAUGUCUUAAUGGAUUAAUUUCUGUACUGAAAAUGAGAUUCAGCAGGAAAAAGAGUGAACCUGUCCUCUAACAUACACAGUGUCCGUUUGUUUGUGUGAUUCAGCCUUUAUCUAUAACUGUACUUGUUCAUUCACUGCAGGUAGCGUAAAGAUAAUAUAGCACUGUAAUCUAACAAGGGAAAUCUCUCUAUUUAUUUAAUUGCGUAGAAGCUGGGAUCCACUGUUUUCACCCCAGCAAAAAUGCCUUAAUGUAAAUAAAUGCACUGUAAAUACAUUUUGUUCCAUUUUUUUUAUUGUUUGUAAACAAUAGGGCAGAGAAAGAAUAAAAUGCCCUGCGUCCAAAAAUAUUUGAGCUUUUCUCUUCACUUUUGUUCUCUUUGUCCAAAUUAUUUUGAUGCCUUUGUUUAACAACUUAUUUUUUGUAACUUUUUUUUCCUUCCAUGGUAAACGUUCCAAAGACAAAAGUUGUUUUUCUUCAACUGAGUGAAACUGAUGCUAAUAAAGUCAAAUGACACUUUUACAGA